AGGCACUACGCCGCAUCGAAAUCCCGUGUCGAUAUAGGAAGAUUGCUGGUCGAGAGAGGCGCCGAUAUCAAUGUCCGAGACAAAGCUAACCAAACUCCCCUACAUCGGGCUGCUACCACGGGCUCUACCGGGUUCAUUAACCUUCUUCUUCAUCCGCCGGAAGGGUCCCCUAAGACGCGUAUCAAUCCUGCGGACCGUGUAGGGAAUAUGCCGCUGCACUUGGCCAUGGAAUCUGCACAUGCAGAAGCCGCCUGUCUGCUCAUCGAAGCAGGCGCAGACCGAACCAGAGAAAAUCUGGACGGGGAGACUCCGGAAGGUCUCGAGGGCGUGGGCGGUCAGGAACAGCGCAGGGCUAAGGCCUAUGUCAUUGAACGCUGCGGCCAGCCUUGA
Messenger RNA from Phanerochaete carnosa HHB-10118-sp, 390 nucleotides. RefSeq lists its product as uncharacterized. The record is from RefSeq and is a predicted model, not a curated record. The annotation marks the transcript as partial. Gene Ontology annotation, molecular function: protein binding. The transcript has 6 exons. NCBI's taxonomy places the organism in Eukaryota, Fungi, Basidiomycota, Agaricomycetes, Polyporales, Phanerochaetaceae.